AGAUGCGAAGUCAAAAGUUGUAGUCAAUAACAGUUGAGUUUGGGAACAAAUGAACUGUAAAGAAAUAUCACUCCUGAAAAUGAGAUCUCUCGUAGUUAAUAUCUUGUUCAUUUCAUCAGUUGGAGAACAACAGUGACCAAUAAUUAACUCUGUACCUGCGACAGCAAUGAAGAUGGAGACGAUGCCAGCUUCGCUCAACUCAGCCUUGAGUGAUAACACCAUUUCGGUUACCGCGCGGUUCUGCAACGCCAGAGAGAAGUACGAGGUGACGAUCCCAUCGAACAUGACUGUGGAGCAGCUUAAGCGGCUGCUGGUGGGGCGCUUUGUAACUCCAGCGGCAGCCGUGGCCAAUCAGCUGCCCCAGAUGCCUGCUGAUCAGAUGUAUCGCACACCCACUGAUCAUAUGUACCAUAUUCCCGCUGAUCAGCUGAACUUGACGCCCGCUGAACAGCAGACUCCUCAGUACCUGCUGCUUCACGCUGACCAGCGCCGCAAGUUGGCAGACGAAUCGUCGCUAGCACAGGAGGAUGUUCGCAGUGGAGCAAAUCUGUUGCUACUUGAGCGGCCGCAGCAAGUGUCUCAGGCAACUCGCCGCCUCAUCCAGCCCGACGACAGCCUGGACGCGCUGCGCAGGCAGGCAGAGGAACAAGGCCUCAUGACGGAGUACCUGGUCGGAGGUCCUCCUUCUGAAGACGAGAUCCGGCGGGCCACGGCAGACGUGCCCUACGAACCUAGAGUUGCCAGCACCAACACCUGUAGCUGCAGAACUCUGGAGGUGCACGGGAAGCACCUGUUGCUGAGGCGUAUCCUGCUUGGUAUGGCACACUGCAGCCUCCGCCAUCUGGGAGACGCGCGCAGUACGCAGGACGCGUUCCUGGCCAUCCUUGACAAGCUCGAGCGCCGCCACCGCAGCAGCAUGAAGCCUGACAGCAUCAAGAAGCUCAAGGACAUGGGAUUUAGUGAAGCUAAAGCCGUCAUCGCUCUAAAGUUCAAGAGUUCCGUGGAGGAGGCGGCCGGCUGGCUCACCGACAACGACCCUCACAAGCACCUGCCGUCCACGGCGCCCUUCGUUGAUCUCACCGACGCUGACGACCCUGUCGAGGUGCUCAUGCCGCGCUUCUGGCACUUCAGGAGGACUUUCUUUGUGCCUCACACAGCGUCGUAUGAGCGGCUGGUGGGGCGCGGCUUCUCCAGCACGCGCGUCUUCGAUGCGCUCAUGCAGGCAGAGAACGACGAGACGCUCGCCCGAGAUGUGCUAGAGGAGGAGCGUAAGCACAACUGUGACCUGCUGUACACGCCUCCCCCGCCCCACCACCCUAUCAUGGCCAGCAUCAUGGCCGCCUCCGUCGUCCAGGUCGCCCUCCAGAAGCCCAAAGUUCUGUACGCGUUGCUGGCGUUGUGCUCUAACCCUAGCAACGCUAACUUGUGGCUCAGCGACCCCGACACCACGGGCGUUAUCAACCUCAUCCUGAAGCUGUACCACGAGGAGCGCUACAACAUUGACUGCUGCCACGACUUGUCUAACCCGUCUUCUUGCUGAAUUGUUUUUGUUAUCUGGGCAGGGUGGGCACUGGGCAGGGUGGCCCAGUGGUUAAAGUUCAGAGUACCAAGAUU
Messenger RNA from Hyalella azteca, 1614 nucleotides. RefSeq lists its product as uncharacterized. The transcript has 9 exons. Gene Ontology annotation, molecular function: protein binding. The coding region runs from base 167 to 1540 and encodes 457 amino acids. The record is from RefSeq and is a predicted model, not a curated record. NCBI's taxonomy places the organism in Eukaryota, Metazoa, Arthropoda, Malacostraca, Amphipoda, Hyalellidae.